Molecule: messenger RNA, 1608 nt
Organism: Amoebophrya sp. A120
Lineage: Eukaryota; Dinophyceae; Syndiniales; Amoebophryaceae
Source: the annotation of a GenBank genome assembly
CUGUCCCACAGGCACAUUCAAGGAAACUACAAACCGACAUUUUUUUCUUGAUGGGCACGGCAUUCUUUUCUUUUUCCCGGAUAAGUAUCCGCCUCGUAGUGGACGCAUAGCGUAUCAUGAGGAAAAAUGCCCCCUCCCCAUAUCGAAACGAAGUUUCUGAUGCUGGAUUUCCAUACACAAAUCAGAUUUGUCUUGCAGUAGAGGAGUGCACGCAUGUGGCAAGCCUCAGCCGAGAGGUUUGACGUAGGCGCCUAGCAUGACAAACGUGUAUGCUCUGAGCCAAACAGCAUCACAAACCGCCUGAAAAAUGCGGAACGCUUUCUGGACUUGCCCUCUUGCAAGACAGGCAGGAUUUGAGGUCACAAAUGCGCAUCACAAAUUUUCAGACGGAUACGUUUUCGAUAUGGGGAGGGGGGAUUUUUCUUUUUGAUAUAGCGGAAGACAGUGCGCGCAGAUGAAAACGUUGUGGAUUUUUCCAUUCGGCGUACGCGAGUUAUCAAAUGCAAAAAUGUCUGGGUCUGGAAGAAUACAAACUUGUGAUGCGCAUUUCAGAACACAGAAAAAUCUCUCAUGCAUAGGUAGCAAAAGCUGCCCACUUUCUGUCACCAAAAUGGGGGAUUUGUAAUGCGGAUUCGGCAUUGCGGAAGCUUCUCGAGACCUGUGAUGCUAGAGCUUCCAUGCCAGGCCUUAUGUGUCAUGCAAAAACAGCAUGACUCUUCCAGACCCAGACACUUUUACAUUUGAUACGAGUUGUUCGGGUGCAGUUUUGCGAGCUGUGAAAGCAGCGCGGACUCCUUUUGCACGAUGUUGUAUUUCGGCUCGUUCUGCAAACCGACAUUUUUUUCUUGAUGGGCACGGCAUUCUUUUAUUUUUCCCGCAAGUUGUACGACUGACUGACAUCAACGCUUUUUUCCACCAUCCGCACCAUUUUCUAUCUAUAUCUAUAGGAUUCUACAACUUUUCUUCUGUUUGCACGAGCUCGCUAAUGGUGCUAAGAUUUCGUUUUAUUUUUAGAUCGAUGAAUUUGACAAGGCUGUUUGCAUCUGCAACGUUUUCCUUGACAUUCAAAAUUUUCCACACUACCUAGCGAGAAACAGAAGAAAACUUUUAGAUAUACGUGUCUCUUCUUGAAAAUUGCAAUACAACGUCUACUAGUUCCAGCAGAUAACAGCAAGUAGCUCGUCCAGCAUCAGCAACAAGGACGAAGAACACAGUAAACAAAAACACCGAACCGCCUUACAGUACAAGAAGGUGGUACAACAUCAACACCCCUUCAGAAAUCGACUGAAUAUCAACCAGCAUCCAGUUUUGGUCUGUAGCAAUUUUUGAUAACAAAUCAACAAAACAUAAAAACAAUAUACAACGCUAACGCACGGAUGAAAAACUUAAACUUUAAAUGAAAAAAUAUACAAAUGACUAAACAAGCUUUUCCGCAACAGCCGCCAGUCCCCGUGACCAUGACGUCUUCCUCCAAACCCGGCGCUUCGCACACGCCGCCCGGCGCUACUCCCCCCACAAGAACGUGCAAGCUCUCGCACAAACUCCACCGCAACGUGACCAUUCCGACCGUGUCCUCCGGAAAACCGGGAGCCUGCCCAAACUGCGUCC